AUGCCAACUAGAAGGAACAAGAGAGUCCAGAAAUGCAAAGAUGAUCGAUUCAGCAACUUACCAGAUGAGAUACUCCAUCAAAUCCUCUCUUUUAAUGACACCAAAAACGCAGUUCAAACCUGUCUGCUCUCCAAGAGGUUUAAAAACCUCUGGAAAACUCUUCCUGACCUCAGUUUCGAUAGCAUGAAUUUCAAUAGAGUUUUCUGCUUCAAAAGAUUUGUCCUCGACGUCUUAACUCAUCGAGAUCCGUCCGUUGACAUCGGUAAAUUCUCUCUCACUCGUCGCGACAGGAUCGACAAGUCUUUCAUGACCAAAGUCAUAGACUACGUUGUUUCCCACAACGUUAAAGAUCUGAGCCUUCCAGUCGACUGGGGAGAAUUCCGUCUCCCACAAAGACUGAUUGAGUGUGAGUCGAUCAAUAGCUUACUGAUGGAAACUUUCCGUCCUGAAAUCUUACCAGGUCACUGGUUUGGUUUUGUGGGGUUGCAGGAUUUGCAUUUGAGUAGAAUGCAAUUCCAUUAUGAAAGUCAGCAACCCUUUGAUCCUUUCUCUAGUUGCCCUAAUUUGAGGAGCCUUUAUUUAGGUGAUUGUUACCUGUCAGGAUUUAGUGUUUUCAGAAUCACUGGACCUCAGCUUAUUAACUUCAGCCUCUCAAAUUUUAUAAUAGCUAACCGAGGCAGGAUUGAGCUUCUUGCACCAAUGCUCACUUCCUUUAGUUUUGAAAACUCAAUACCUCAGUGUUUCGCCUUGGUUGAUCUUCCUGCUCUCAGUAAUGUGAAUGUUCAAGUGUUUUUACCCCAACAAUUCUUCCGCUCAAACCCAACAAAGCAAAAAGCUGCAGAUGCAUUGACCAAUAUGUUCCGAGUGCUUCGUCAUGCACGGUUUGUCACAUUAUCUUACGAUACAAUUGAGAUUCUCGCCAAGGCUCCUAACAGACUCCAACAUCAACCUUCUCCCUUCAUGGAACUGGAGAAAAUGAAGUUGAAAAUGCAACUUGAAGAGAACUCAAUAGCGAUUUCUCCCCAUGUCACAGCAUACUUACUCAGUGCUUCUGGAUCUCAUGCAACUUUAGAAGUCGAAGUGGAAAGUCGGGCAAUUCAUGAAUUGGUUGACGACAUUGAUGGAGAAACCGAUGUCAUGUCUAAUGUAUGA
Messenger RNA from Pistacia vera, 1152 nucleotides. Its product is annotated as putative F-box/FBD/LRR-repeat protein At4g03220. Lineage: Eukaryota; Viridiplantae; Streptophyta; Magnoliopsida; Sapindales; Anacardiaceae. The transcript is spliced from 3 exons. Gene Ontology annotation, molecular function: protein binding. Bases 1 to 1152 code for a protein of 383 amino acids. The record is from RefSeq and is a predicted model, not a curated record.